Messenger RNA from Serendipita indica DSM 11827, 2304 nucleotides. NCBI's taxonomy places the organism in Eukaryota, Fungi, Basidiomycota, Agaricomycetes, Sebacinales, Serendipitaceae. The record is from the annotation of a GenBank genome assembly.
AUGGACGACCUGAUCCGAACAUUGGACUCGGACGUAGAAGUCGAGUCGGAGGAAGAAUUUGCCCAAUCAAAAGGAAGGCAAAAGCGCAAGGAAAAGCAAGAAGAUGCUGGCGGUCUCAAUCCAGAGUUUGUCUUUGACCUGACGGAUGCCACCUAUGGUCAAAUCCUUUCUGAGCACGCCUCACUGGGAGACGUCGUUAAUUCUGGGACAAAACCCCAACCCAUUUCGGUGGACGAUAUAAUAGCUAGAAGAAAAGUCGAGCGUAUCCCUGAAUCCCGCAAAAGAAAACGUGAAGAGGAUUCAGAGGAUGAAAGCGUGUCAGACGACGAAUCUGAGAUUCAGCCCGACGGUUCGAGUGAGUCGGAGAGCCAAUCGCCAAAAAAUAGCUCUCAGAAGGACGAAGAGGACGAGAUACAGAGUGACGCAGAGUCCUCUUCCGAAGAAGAAGAAGAGGAAACAGAAAUGGACAAGGAGCGGAAGGCCGCCUUUUUUGCCGCAGAGGAGGAACAAAUGCAGGAUAUGCCCUCGACUUUCCUCACCAUGAACCUCUCACGUCCCAUCAUGAAAUCCCUCACCUCCUUGUCCUUUCAUACACCAACGCCAAUCCAAGCCGCGACCAUCCCAGUUGCCUUGCUGGGCAAGGACAUUGUUGGCAAUGCAGUCACUGGUUCAGGAAAAACGGCGGCAUUUAUGAUUCCAAUAUUGGAACGCCUUCUUUAUCGUCAAAAGGGCAAGAAUGCUGCCGCUACUCGAUGCCUCGUUCUUGUCCCCACGAGGGAGCUCGCGGUUCAGUGCUUCGAAGUCGGCACAAAACUUGCAGCACACACGGACAUUCAAAUAUCGCUCGUUGUUGGUGGACUGUCCCUAAAGGCGCAGGAAGCGACUCUGCGAUCUAAACCAGACCUUGUUAUCGCCACGCCCGGGCGACUAAUAGACCACCUACGGAACUCACCGACAUUCAAUCUCGAUGCGCUCGAUGUGCUCGUCCUUGAUGAGGCGGACCGCAUGCUCUCGGACGGAUUCGCGGACGAGUUGGAAGAGAUUGUCAAGUCUUGUCCGCGAUCACGACAGACCAUGUUAUUCUCAGCGACGAUGACUGAUUCCGUGGACGAGUUGGUCAAAAUGUCCCUGAAUAAGCCUGUGAGGCUGUUCGUGGAUCCCAAGCGGGCAACUGCCAAAGGCCUGGUGCAAGAGUUUGUUCGGGUCAAAGCUGGAAGGGAGUCCGAACGAGCCGCGAUACUCGUCACACUCUGUAAACGGACAUUCAGGGAGCGCGUGAUCAUUUUCUUUCGCAGCAAGAAACUUGCUCAUCAAAUGCGAAUAAUGUUCGGCCUCCUGGACAUGAGAGCAGACGAGCUACAUGGAGAUCUUACUCAAGAGCAACGACUGACGUCUCUUCAGGCGUUUCGUGAUGGAAAAGUUGAUUAUCUGAUGGCGACUGACCUUGCCUCGCGAGGAUUGGACAUCAAGGGCAUCGAAACGGUCAUCAACUACGAUAUGCCUGGUCAACUGGCCCAAUAUCUUCACCGUGUAGGACGAACAGCACGUGCAGGAAAGAACGGUCGCUCAGUAACUUUGGUUGGCGAGGCGGAUCGAAAGAUGCUCAAGGCUGCCAUCAAACAUGGAUCCAGCGAAGACAAAGUCCGACAUCGUCUCGUUCCUGCAGAAGUCGUGGAAAAGUGGUCCGAGCAGAUAGGCUCGCUUCAAGAUGAAAUUCAGAUAGUCUUGGAUCAGGAGAAAGAGGCUAAGCAGAUGCGUCAAGCAGAAAUGGAACUUCAGAAGGGGGAGAACAUGCUAAAAUACGAGGACGAGAUCUUUUCACGACCAGCUCGUACUUGGUUUCAAACGAGUAAAGAGAAGGAACAGGCCCAAGAGAAGAGUCGGAGACAGUACGAAGCAGGCCUCGGAGAUAACAAGGCAGCCAAAGUGGUGGCAGGAAAGGCUACUAUUAAGCCUAAACGAGACAAGUUUGCUGGUCUAUCACGUAAAGCAAAGCGCAGGAAGCUGGCGCAGGAAGAGGAUGCGCAAAUCAAGGAUAGUGUAACCAUCAAAGCAUCCAUUCGAGAGGCCAAAAAGGCGCAACGGCCGACCAGGAUCGGACUACCGGAGGGGCGCAAGGCGGGGAAGGAGAAGAGAGGAAAGGCCAAAGCCAUCAGGAAGAAGACAUCUACGAAGCUAGGCAAGGGCUUAGGGUUCUCCAAAGACGCAGCCGAGACGAGCCGGCGCGGGAGAGAAGGAGCGCGUGCUUCCAAGACCGACGCGAUUGGUCGCCCAAAACAGCGACAAAAGUCGAGUAAAGGAUAG